AUGGCAUCACCUGGUAAUAAAAACCAUAAACGAAGGGCGUUUAUAAGAGAGUAGCUACAUCUAUUGUAUUCUGUUCUAUUAAAGAAAAGUCAUCUCGCGAGAACCAGAGCAACACGAAACUCAAAUUCCUAUAUAAAGAAAGAGAGAGAGAGAGCUUUUGAGAAAAUUGAUUCACUUCGACGAUCGUUGUGAUUAGCUAAAAAUUUGGUCCAUCCAUCCGUAGUUCGAUACAGAGACCAUGCCGAAGAACAAGGGAAAAGGAGGAAAGAACAGGAAGAGAGGAAAGAACGAAGCUGAUGACGAGAAGCGUGAGCUUAUCUUCAAGGAAGAUGGCCAAGAGUACGCUCAAGUCCUUCGCAUGCUCGGCAAUGGCCGAUGCGAAGCCAUGUGCAUUGACGGCACCAAACGUCUCUGCCAUAUCCGUGGUAAGAUGCACAAGAAGGUCUGGAUCGCAGCAGGCGACAUCGUCCUUGUUGGCCUGAGGGACUACCAAGAUGACAAAGCUGACGUCAUCCUCAAGUACAUGUCUGACGAGGCCAGGCUUCUCAAGGCCUAUGGUGAGCUUCCUGAGAAUACCCGUCUUAAUGAAGGCAUUGUUGGUGAUCUUGAUGAAGAUGACGAUAAUGCUGCUGAUGAUUACGUUGAGUUUGAGGACGAGGAUAUCGAUAGGAUCUAAGUUUGUUUUGCUUGGCCUUGUAAUAUCAAAGUUUGAUGAUGCACAUCUUGUGAGAAACCGGAGUGCAAAAACAUGAAUGUUAAAAUAAAGAUAUUGUUAUGUGUUUCGUAUCACUAUUAUCAUUUGAUUCCCCAAAUAAUUUACAGAACGUUCUUCA
Molecule: messenger RNA, 833 nt
Organism: Brassica rapa (field mustard)
Lineage: Eukaryota; Viridiplantae; Streptophyta; Magnoliopsida; Brassicales; Brassicaceae
Product: eukaryotic translation initiation factor 1A
Biological process (GO): translational initiation
Molecular function (GO): translation initiation factor activity; RNA binding
Source: RefSeq, a predicted model, not a curated record